AUGGAUACUACCCUCAACACAUUUAAAAGGCCCCAGUCAAAAUUACAAGUUCCUUUACAACCAGCACAAUUAAAUCAAACUAGCAUUGAUCAUAAUCAUCAUACUUUAGCGAAACGACGUCUUUAUAAUUCAUUAAAUAAUCAAUUGUCUAGAUUACAACGAAAUAUGAAAAACUUGGAAGAAAAUGUAGAACUAACAACAAAUCAAUUAAAAAAUAUUCAAAGCUUUGGUUUAGCUCAUGGUGCUAU
Messenger RNA from Funneliformis caledonium, 248 nucleotides. NCBI's taxonomy places the organism in Eukaryota, Fungi, Glomeromycota, Glomeromycetes, Glomerales, Glomeraceae. The record is from the annotation of a GenBank genome assembly.